AUGCCGGCUGGGAUGCGCAGACUGCAGCCGGAUAUUUUAAUUUCUGUGUACGCUCUACUGCUGGGAUUUUGCGAAGAUUACAAACGCGUAGUGAUCAACGCUCGUCAUGAGUUGAUUUUAAUACGAGCGCGCAACGACAACAAUUGUCUGACGGGAGAUCCGGCGAUAGAGCCAACGCUCGAAUUAUUCAAAGUACAAGUAAAGUGGCGAAUGCCGCACGUGUUAUUGAGCGAGAUAAAUAAGCUGUCGAUGCUGCGCGCUUUGGAGAGCGGACGAUAUCUGAGCAUGGCUUUUCGCUCGUGGGAUCUGUACGAAUUUUCGCUCUUGCAGAGCACAACCAAGCAUUCGUGGGCCAUCAAGACGGCUACUCAACUCGAGAAGCCGCGCUACGUUAUUUUCGCUAUGCAAACAGGUCGAAAAAACGUCAUGUCCGAGAAUGUAAGUCGAUUCGACGAUUGCAAAUUAAUCAAUGCGAAACUUUACCUGAAUUCGGAAUGUUAUCCGUACGAUGACUUCAAUCUGGAUUUUGACAAAAAAAGAUGUGCGAUUCUGUAUGACUUGUACGCGCGUUUCUGCAAGGGCUACUACGGAUACGAGUAUCUCGAGCCGAGUCUCACCUUUAUAACUUUUUCACGUAAUGAUCCAUUCGUGAUUAUCGAUUGCUUUCGACAGAACGAAUCAGUCAAGAGUGGCACCGUAGACGUGCGAUUAGACUUUGAAUGUAAAGAGAAUGUAUCCGCAAAUACAACAGCCUAUUGUCUCAUCAUACACGAUUGCGUGGUUCAAUAUAAUCCAUUGACCAAUGUUGUGCGCAAAAUCACCUAA
Messenger RNA from Acromyrmex echinatior (Panamanian leafcutter ant), 825 nucleotides. RefSeq lists its product as uncharacterized. The record is from RefSeq and is a predicted model, not a curated record. Lineage: Eukaryota; Metazoa; Arthropoda; Insecta; Hymenoptera; Formicidae.